AAAGUUAUGUCUCUUGAAAAUGAAAUCUAUCAAAAUUGUAUGGUUUCCCCUUAAAAAUAAAAUAUAUAAAAGACUUUUUUCUGAAAAUUACAAACGGAAUCGAAAGUUAGGUUAUGUUUGGGCCAAGUUUACAAAGUAUUUUAUUGGAAUUGAAAACGAUGCUUUUAUUUUACUUUGGCGGUAAAUAGUAAGAAAAACAGUGAGGAAAAACAACACAGGAUGAUUAUUCCCAUCAGAAGAGAUGCGAAUGGAGUGGCAGAAUGGGCGAUGAUCGAACUUCACGGAGAUUUGAAAGAAUCGCCAGAAUUCAAAACCAAAAUACACAUAGGAGAUCUUUGUUACAAUAAAUCUGGCACUGCUACACUAAUUAUUGGAAAUCACAUUUUAAGUGGAAAAGAAACGUCCAUGGACAAACCCAUCGCAGUUUUGGAAAAGAAAAUUCAUAGCGAAAACUCUACUGAUAAUAUUGAUUGUGAUACGGAUUAUACAGUAAUUGCAAUUAUUAGAAAGAAGCUACUCUUCAAAGGAAGGCCAAAACCAAUUACUGUUAAUGUUCCAAAGUCAGUCAAAUAAUUCUUUUCAACUUUGCCUAGUUAAUAAGGCAAAAUAAAUAUUUUUUUUUACUUUUAUAU
Messenger RNA from Belonocnema kinseyi, 632 nucleotides. RefSeq names its product chromosome transmission fidelity protein 8 homolog. Gene Ontology annotation, biological process: mitotic sister chromatid cohesion. The coding region runs from base 220 to 573 and encodes 117 amino acids. The record is from RefSeq and is a predicted model, not a curated record. The transcript is spliced from 2 exons. Lineage: Eukaryota; Metazoa; Arthropoda; Insecta; Hymenoptera; Cynipidae. Gene Ontology annotation, cellular component: Ctf18 RFC-like complex.